This is a messenger RNA of Cyclopterus lumpus (lumpfish), 1728 nucleotides long. RefSeq names its product zinc finger, SWIM-type containing 2 (gene zswim2). Gene Ontology annotation, molecular function: ubiquitin protein ligase activity; zinc ion binding. The record is from RefSeq and is a predicted model, not a curated record. Lineage: Eukaryota; Metazoa; Chordata; Actinopteri; Perciformes; Cyclopteridae.
AUGUUCAGGAAAACCUGCUGCAGGAACACAGCCAGCGCUGCAGUGAGUCUGCACCAAGACCAAGCCCUCAACACAACCCUGUUUCUGCUCAAGUCCUUCGGCCCAACAGGCUUUCUCCUGCGAGAGGAGGGCGAGGUCCGGGACGUCAAGGUGUGCUUGGGGGACCCACAUACGUGCACAUGCCCCGUGUUCACCAAGGAGCAGGAGCCAUGCAAACACAUCUGCUGGGUUUUACUGCGGAAAUUCAGACUACCCAGAGAACAUGAAUAUUCAUUUCAGCAUGGCCUUGUGGAGAGACAGAUCUCGGAGGUGCUCCACGGUUUACACCAAACCAAAGAGCACCGGACGGGGAACAAUCCCAUGGCUGCUUCUGGGACCGCGAGCCCGCCGGUCGCUUGCCAGGAGGCUGGAAGCUCUUGCCGGAAAGUGAUCCGCCAGGAUGUGUGUCCUAUCUGUCAAGAAGUGCUGCUGGAGAAAAAACAGCCUGUGUCUCACUGCAGGUUCGGUUGCGGCAACAAUGUCCACGUCUCCUGCAUGAAGGUGUGGGCGGAGCACCAGAGGCCGUCAGACAGGGAGGAAUCGGUGAAGUGCCCUCUGUGCAGAGAGGGCUUCAGCUCUUGGAAGUUACUCCAAGAGCAGGUGAGAAACGCAGCGAAGCUCUUCACCGCCUCCGAGAGGGAGAAGCCCAACCGGCACCUGGGAGUUCUCUGCCACGGCUGCCGGCUCGGGCCUGUCACCGGCAAAUGUUUCAAAUGCACGGUCUGCAGGCACUUCUAUUUAUGUGAGGACUUCAAGAAGGGAUACCACCCACAGCAUCCAUUUAAAUGUCUCAAACAGAAAAGAAGAGAAAAGUGGCGUCUUGUGAACGAAGACCUGAAAGAUGAACCUAAGGGGGCGACCUCUCAGUCCACUAAUGACAGCAGCAUCCCUGCAGCUGCAGACCCUCUCCCAGGAAAUGUGUUGCACUGUCUGCACACGGUCCAAGUGAGACCGGGGUCUCGGCUAAUGGACGUAGGGACAGCAGUGUCGCUCUGUCUGCUGGAUUUUAGCCUGGGUCAACGUGUCCGAACUCUGCCCUGCCAUCACAAGUUCCAUGCCGCCUGUGUGGAUGGGAUCCUGCGGGAGUCGAACUCCUGCCCCUUGGACGGGUACAUCAUUUACAGCCCCUCAACUUGGAGGACCAGUGAAAGAAAGCCCUUCUCUAAGUUGUUGCCCUCCCUGUCCAGGGACUGUGCCACAGGGCCAGAUAAUAACCUCAAAGACCUGUUUAUUCCAGGAGUGGCUCUGUGGGACAGGAACACCAAAGGCCUCCUCUCAAGCGGUUCUCUUCAUUUAGAAGUGCUGCCGGGCUCUCCGGUAACUUCAAACACCUCUCACAGGUUUCAGGGCUUGUGCUUGGCUACAGAAGAGGGAACAAUAACUCCUCUUAAUCCUGCAAGCUGCCCAACUUUACGUUUACGCUCCUCCAGAAAGACGCAUGCAAAAAGCCUCAGGGAGCAGCCACAGAUGAGCCUUUUUGUGGGUUUGUGUCGAUCCGAGUCAGACCCCACUGGGGCCCCACCGGCCAGGGGAGUGAGACCGAAGCCCAAAAGGUCCCACGGCACAUCAGCCAUUAAAGGCGCGAACAACGGACUGGUUCCAGAGCUUAGGAUGACGGGGGGGGUCUUGAUAAACACACAGCAACAGAGGAAGACCGACACUGAGGUGGUCGUGAAGGGGAAGAAAUAA